Molecule: messenger RNA, 456 nt
Organism: Rotaria sp. Silwood2
Lineage: Eukaryota; Metazoa; Rotifera; Eurotatoria; Philodinida; Philodinidae
Source: the annotation of a GenBank genome assembly
AUGUUUCCUUUUGAUCGAGUUGGUGCUAUUCAUAUAAUUCGUAUUAUUAUUGAAAUUUUACUUAUUCUCUUCUCACAUAUAUUUGGUUCAUGUCGAUUUGGGAUUAUAUUUGGUUUUAAUGAUAUUAGUUCUUUACUAUUUUCAGUUGCAAUUAUUCUCAUGGCAUCAACAGAUAUUUAUCAUCUUCUUUUAUCAAUUUUUACAAUAGAGAUAUCACAACGUGGGACAAUAUUUCAUAUUUUAUUUUAUAGUAUUAUGAGUUUAUUAGCUUUAAUAUGUUGUGUUUUUUCCAUCAUAGGAUUUAUAUAUUGUGUACAACAUAAAUAUAAUCGUCUAUGUUCUCAAUAUUCAUGUUCAGUUCUAUGGAUUGGUAUUAUCUUAACAUUUCUAUUAACUAUUAUAUAUAGUGGUUCAGCUAAAUUAAUUUGUUGCUUACGUGAAGGAAAUAUCGACUAA